UGAUGGACUGCUAGACCUUCAUUAUUAAACCAAUAAUGGUGCCUGAGAAUUUUUGCAAUGACCAAUCAUCUUACUUGUUAAGCCUCUUUAGAAGGAAAUUCAGGCGCUUCUGCUCGAGGAUCCGCCGGCUGAUAUGGAAGCGCCCCCGGCCAAAAGUUAUCAUCAAGAGGCUUGGAAAAUUGAACUCUAAACUUCAGCCUCAACGGAAACCGGGCAUCAAUAAAUCUACAAUUCGUGUAAAUGGCCAAUUGGGUCAUUCCGAAAGGCCGAUUUGCGCUGCCACAUUCAACGUCGCCAUGUUUUCCCUGGCACCUGCUGUUCCAAAGGCUGAAAAACGAGCUACUGUUAAUCAUGAAGAGGAAGAUUAUAUGAAUACUCGUCCCAGGAGUAUAUUGAAGCAAUCUCCCAUACGCACAACACUGAGUAGUCCUGACAAUGUCUCUAGGCAAAAGGCACUUGCAAGAUUGAAGUUAAAGGUUUCCAUCAAUCUUCCUGAUAAUGAGAUCUCAUUGGCAAACACUAAGCUGCUUAGUUCUAUGGAAGAUGAUGAGGAAGAGGAAUCAUCAAACAUGACUUCUAGAAAAGUCCAUAGAAGUGGGGUUCCAGUGAGGUCUCCUGUGUGCUUUCCUUCUAGUAUGAUUAUCAGUCAAAGUGAUGAUUACUUGGGAAGCGGCAGAACCAUCCUGGAAGUACUCAGAGAGGUGGAUGCUGAUAUAUUGGCCUUGCAAGAUGUGAAGGCAGAGGAGGGGAAAGGCAUGGGGCCUCUAUCUGAUUUGGCAGCUGCCUUGGGGAUGAAAUAUGUCUUUGCUGAGAGCUGGGCACCAGAAUAUGGUAAUGCUGUCCUCUCAAAAUGGCCAAUUAAGAGGUGGAAAGUCCAGAAGAUUGCAAAUGAUGAUGAUUUCAGGAACUUACUAAAGGUGACAAUUGAAGUGCCAUGGACUGGAGAAGUUGACUUCUACUGCACCCAACUUGAUCAUUUGGAUGAGAAUUGGAGGAUUAAGCAGAUGAACGCAAUAAUUCAAUCAACUGAUCGCCCCCACAUACUGGCAGGGGGUCUUAAUUCUCUCGAUGUAUCAGAUUACUCAUCAGAGAGAUGGACAGACAUUGUCAAGUAUUAUGAGAAGAUAGGAAAGCCUACGCCAAAGGUAGAGGGGAUGAAGUUUUUGAAGGGGAAAGGCUAUAAAGAUGCAAAGGACUUUGCAGGGGAAUGUGAGCCGGUGGUCAUCCUUGCCAAAGGCCAAAAUGUUCAGGGGACAUGCAAGUAUGGAACCCGAGUGGAUUACAUAUUGGCAUCAUCAGAUUCAUCGUACAAGUAUGUUCCAGGUUCAUACUCUGUGAUUUCAUCAAAAGGAACUUCUGAUCACCACAUUGUAAAGGUUGAAAUGAAGAAAGUAGGGGAGAGUGCUCAAGAGAUUGCCUUUAGACAACCCAGGAAGAUUAAACAAAAGGUUGUAAGAGUCACAAACCAGUGUUAUUCAAGAGGUAUUUGGCUGCUAAAGCCCUAGCUUAAUUGCUAAGUAAAAUUGUAAUAUUUGAUGGUAAUUAACUAAUUAGGGUUAAAUACUAAUCUGGUCAACGUGGCUUACCACUUUAUGGAAAAGCCGAUUUGGUUUUCAAAAGUGACAAAUAGUUGGUGUGCUUUUC
Corylus avellana is the source of this 1644-nucleotide messenger RNA. Its product is annotated as DNAse I-like superfamily protein. NCBI's taxonomy places the organism in Eukaryota, Viridiplantae, Streptophyta, Magnoliopsida, Fagales, Betulaceae. Gene Ontology annotation, molecular function: catalytic activity. The record is from RefSeq and is a predicted model, not a curated record. Gene Ontology annotation, biological process: GPI anchor biosynthetic process. Gene Ontology annotation, cellular component: endoplasmic reticulum.